Molecule: messenger RNA, 2839 nt
Organism: Nymphalis io (European peacock)
Lineage: Eukaryota; Metazoa; Arthropoda; Insecta; Lepidoptera; Nymphalidae
Product: serine-rich adhesin for platelets-like
Source: RefSeq, a predicted model, not a curated record
CUUAAAUAAACAGCAUACUUAGACGGGAAUUGCUUUCGCUUAAAAACUUUACAUUGAAUAUAUAUUAGACGGUUUUGUGUUUCAAGAAUGACAGACACCAAUAUUAUGACUAUUAGAGAAAUGAUAGACUUUGCUUUUGGAGACCCAGAUGAGAAUAUUGUUAAUUUAAAGCUUAUCCAAACAGUAUUAUAUGUACUGGCCAGGCAAUUACGAGUUUUAGAGCGUCAAGUUGGUGUUGCAGUUGGUCCUAGUUUUAUUCGUUCAACAUCAAGUAUUUCUAUAACAGAAGUCAAACUGCUGACCGGUGGUAAAAAGAGGAAAAGAAGUAUAAAAAAUGUAGGCGCGGGCACUGAUAAAAAAAGAACAGAUACUUCUUCGAAAUCUACAACAGAUAGAUCUUCAGAAAAAAGUGUUUCAAAAUCAACAACUGAAAGAACUACGUCAUCGGGACCAUCUUCAUCCUUGAAAACUUCAACUGCACUAUCAUCUUCUGAUAAAACUACGUUGUCUACGGAUAAGUCGCCUACAAACAAAACCAUCAGUGAUGAUAAAAAAAAGGUGGGCCAAUCAUAAAUAAAUCAAAGUAAUUAAAAAACUAAACUAAUUAUAGGUACUUCAAAAUCGAUUCAGUUUCCCUCGCAGGAUUAUCAUCAUCUUUUGGAAACUAUUGAACAGCAAAGAGAACGUGAACUACGAAUAGUUGAUCAGAGAGCUGACUCCCGAGAGGAAGCCGAGAAAGCACCUACUCCUAUGGUGUCAUUAGAUUCAAUGGAAAUGCACUUCGAGAAGCUACUUAUUGGACAUUUUCGUGACAGCAAAGGACUAAAAUUAUCCAUUGUAACAAAAGACCAAUUUGAUAAACUAGCUGAAACAGUCAAAGAAUUGCAAGAAAAAUUUAGCUUAGCUGGAAAAGCAAUAUUUCCGGAUAAUACGCAAUUAAUGCAAGACCUUCGCAAAGGAGCUUCUCUUACUGACGCUAUGGCUGCUUUACAAUUGUCUGCUAGACUAGAUGCUGCAGAAAUAACAUUACAACAAAUGUUGUCACUAAUCACAGAUCUUGCCAUAAGAAAAGGUAUAGAAAUAACAGAAGUCCAGGAGAAUGAAACAGAAAUGAAAGAUAUUCUUGGUGCCCCUAGUCACGUAUCAACUAUUUCUUCGCGAGUAUCACGAAAAUCUCCAAUUCGUAAACAAUCAUCGAAAGUCGAGAAAAAAAUACAAGCUUUACCAUCACGCUCUGCAGAAACAUCACACACCGAAAUUGUUGAAGAUUUGUUUGAAGAACCAACGAACCAAACAAAAACAGAAGACUUACCUAAUAUAAAAAGAGAUACAAUAAAUGUUUAUGAAAUGGACAAUGCUAUGCAGGAAGUGUAUGAUAGUCUUUUAAAGACUGUAAAAAAUAUGACCAGCAAAGUAGGGUGUACUGCAGAAAAUGCCUUAAAGAUAGCACAUAAAUUAGAAGAAAAAGUUAAUAAGGCAACAACUUUGGACGUUCGUAUGGAUGAUAUAGAAACUUUAGUAUCUGAUUAUGCGGAGAAAAUCAAUACCUUAGACACUGGUCUAUCAUCGCAGAUGACGAGCUAUCAAGAGCAACUGACUCAAAUGCAACAUGACUUAGAAGCAGGCUUAGAAUCCAUGACUGAAGCCAUAGCAAAUACGGGUGGAGACACUACUGCUAUUGCCGAAUUAAAUUUAAAUUUUAAUAAUCUACAAAUCGAUUUUGACGCUACGAACUUAAAACAAAAAGAAUUAAAGGAAAGUCAAGAUAUGUUUUCUUCCAAUCUUAGCUCUUUAUGGAAAGAAAUUGAGUUAUUACGUGGAACUAAAUCUGAUCGUGAUGAAGUAGCAGACGCUUUACGCGAUAAGGCUGGAUUAGGAGCUUUAAAUGGUCUCGUAACACAGCAACAAUUUGACGCAGUUAGAGGUGAUUUCGAGAAACGUAUUGCAGCUUCUUAUGAUAAAUUUAAUAAUCAAGAAAUUACUUGGCAAAAAGCUAUAGAUGAUCUACUUAGAGAACUCAACGAAAAGGCUGGUUUGGUGCAAAUAGCAUCUCUGCGUGAUGAUAUAAAUAGCAAUCUCGUAAAAUUGAAUAGUAAGAUUAAUGCGAUACUGGAUAUUGUUGGCGAACCACGAUCAGCUGCCACUGCGAAAAAACUAUUUCGUGAUACAACCUGUCUCUCGUGUUCAUCUCCUGCACAUAUGGAUAUCGAGGAACCGAAUGCUAUACCACCUCUACCGGUCUUACCAAAUUCAUCAAAACGACCUCCUACUAUAGGAAAUGAAAGUAUUACGAAGCCUAAAGAAGACGGCGACCAUGGCUUAUGUUAUCCUGGUAGACCAAUACAACAUCCAAAAGAUCCCAGGUCACACUAUUGUCAAAGAUUUUGUGGUGGGUCGCAUACAGUUGUAGCUAACACAUCAAAGAGAGCUCCAGCUGGAAUGAUUAUAAGUUCGCUACGUCAAACAACUACAGGAAUCGGUGUGGAUGGAAAAACAUAUAAAAUUGAUGAGCCAGAGCCAAAACUGAGACCAUGCGUACCAUGUAAUUUAGCAAAUGUAACGUCUGCUCCGUCAGAAGAUGGACAAGGUUUAAAUACAGUUUAUUCAAACACAAAACUUGAUUCGAAUGCUAUACAACUUGACUUCUUCGAAAGAACACCAUCUAUGAUGAAGACAGUUAGUGACAGCGUGUCAGUUACACCACCGCCGCCUUGUGACGAUGACUAAAUUGCACGUCCAGCUGCUCGAAUCCAAUCCACCUCCACUUCUAUGAGAUUUAUAAGUAAAUUUACUACUAAGCCUUUAAGUGCUUAGCUCUGUAUUUCUAGUUUUUUCUAAA